This is a messenger RNA of Solea senegalensis (Senegalese sole), 1061 nucleotides long. It is a transcript of the gene cwc15, whose product is annotated as CWC15 spliceosome associated protein homolog. The coding region runs from base 61 to 777 and encodes 238 amino acids. Gene Ontology annotation, biological process: mRNA cis splicing, via spliceosome. Gene Ontology annotation, molecular function: RNA binding. The transcript has 7 exons. The record is from RefSeq and is a predicted model, not a curated record. Lineage: Eukaryota; Metazoa; Chordata; Actinopteri; Pleuronectiformes; Soleidae. Gene Ontology annotation, cellular component: catalytic step 2 spliceosome.
AAUACGUUGUACCGGGACUUCCGUUUUGUCGUGUGGUGGUUGCGGCUUCAAUCAUCCAAGAUGACCACAGCUGCAAGACCAACGUUUGAGCCUGCGAGGGGAGGGAGAGGGAAGGGAGAAGGUGAUUUGAGUGCUCUGUCUAAGCAGUACUCAAGCCGAGAUCUUCCAGGGCAUACCAAGAUCAAAUACAGGCAACCUACCCAGGAUCCCCCUGAGGAGGUACGUGCCCGUGACUUCCGGCGGGAGCUGGAGGAGAGAGAGCGCGCCAAUGCACGUGAAAAGACCAGAGAGAGGGGACCAAGAGAGCACACUACAUCGUCAUCAUCUUCCUCAUCUUCAAAGAGACCUAGACUGGAUCAGAUCCCAGCAGCCAACCUUGAUGCAGAUGACCCUCUGACUGAUGAUGAUGAGGACGAGGAUUCUGAGGAAGACAGCGAUGGUGAUGAUGACACUGCAGCUCUUACAGCAGAACUUGAGAAGAUUAGGAAGGAGCGAGCUGAAGAACAAGAGCGCAGGGAGCGAGAACAAAAAGCAGAGGAGGAGAGGAUUCGAAUGGAGAAUAUCUUAAGUGGCAAUCCUUUGAUUAAUUUGGCAGGGCAACAGCAACAGGCAAUCCAGAGUCAACCUACAUUCAGGGUCAAGAGAAGGUGGGAUGAUGAUGUUGUAUUCAAAAACUGUGCAAAGGGAGUGGAUGAGGCACGCAAAGAGAAACGCUUUGUUAACGAUACUCUGCGCUCUGAGUUCCACAAGAAAUUUAUGGAGAAAUAUGUUAAGUAAAGGACUUGGUGUGGGUCUUAAUUUUAUGUUUUAUUUUUUUCUGUCUUUUUUUUUUGGUUUUUAAAUCUCAGUUCUUUGUUUUUUGUUUUCCAGUUGAUAGGUGGCAUUUAAAUACAUUCUGUAUUCAAUGCAUUGUUGUCUGUACAGUCAACAGAUAAAUGUUGUAUAUAAGUUGUUUUUGCAUCCUUGAAUAAUGAUCAAAAACAGGUAGAUCUGUUGAAUGUGAUUCAGCAUCUGAGUCUUUCUGUCCCAUUUAAUUUCAAUAAAGAAAACAUUGUUUAAAA